Messenger RNA from Amphibalanus amphitrite, 2405 nucleotides. RefSeq lists its product as uncharacterized. The record is from RefSeq and is a predicted model, not a curated record. Bases 578 to 1114 code for a protein of 178 amino acids. The transcript has 3 exons. NCBI's taxonomy places the organism in Eukaryota, Metazoa, Arthropoda, Thecostraca, Balanomorpha, Balanidae.
GUUGUCAUUUCAAUGAUUGAUGUUGUUUUGAGAUUGUGAUGCUUUAAAAUGUAAGAUUUUAUUUUAGAUAACUGAAUCAAGAUGCCAGCCUGUGCUGUAGCUACAUGUAAGGUCUGGAGUGGAGGUUGGUCGAACAAGAAAGCUGAAGCCUCAUUUUUUAGAUUUCCAAAGAAUCCCGAAGUCCAGGCUGCGUGGGUGCACAUUGACAUAGGUGUUACCGCCAAGAUCAAUUCAAUGUAAAAAAAAACGCUGUUGUGUGCUCUGAACACUUUGUUGAGACUGACUAUGAUCCAUCAUAUCUAGUCAAGAGAACUCUGAUGCCAAAUGUGAAGCCUUCACUGAAACCAGAUGCCAUCCCUUCAAGGAACCUACCCUCAGCCUCAUCACUGUCAAGGCCAGGAGAUGACACCAGGGGAGGCCGACUCGAGCAGAGGAAGGAGAGGGUGGUGGUAAAACAGCUUCUUGAACAAGGGCCUGGACAGAUGGAGAUCAGUGGCAGCGACAGCAGCUUCGCGAUCCAGCCGACGAGGAGGCUGCCGAGCAGCACGAGCAAUGGGAGGCCGCCUACCAGUCGGCGAUGGGCCAGCCGCCUCUGCCACCCGCCCCUCCUGCUCACGAGGACAACAGUCCGGACACAGAAGAGGCCGGGCCAUCCAAUACUCGACCGCGGACCGCUGAACUCGGCGUCAACCGCGAGGCGCUCGCGUUCGUGGCCGGCUAUGUGGCAUUCAAAUGCCGGCAGAUCCGCGGCGACCUCGGCCAACCGACCUCGUCUUCUCUGGCGCCAGCGUCCGUACCGAGCCGCUGGCUGGAGACAAUCAGCCGCGGCAGCCUGUACGUCCCCAGCCAGUGGUGGAUGGGCGUGGUGGAAGAUUUCAACGACACGUUCAGUGACGUGAUGGGGCCGACCGCGGUCAAGACGCCUGGCAUCGUGAAGCGCCUGACAGGCUGCGUGCUCGCCCGAGCUCCAGGGCUGGACGAGCGAAUCGCCAGGAAGCUGGCAAGCACGCGGCUGCACCUGCGACUCCGCUGGCUCAACACCGCUCGAGCAGCAGCUGAAGCGGAAAAGUACCAGCUGAGGAAGCUAGCCCAACACGCGAAGAGCAAGCGGUAGUCGGUGCGCUCACCUCCUACGCAGACGAGGCCGUCGGUCGGCACGUUGCCUUCGGACAUUAUAGGAUGUGCAAUGUGCAUACUUCUGUUUGGACAGAGCGGCGGCGCCUGGCCGCCUGCCAACCUGUGACCCCGCCAGUUGGCCGGCUGACAUUGGCCGGAUGGGGCCGGUCGGUGCGCUCCUCGUGUGUGCGGCCGGUGUGGUGGCGCGACGGGUGAUUCUCGACGGGUGAUGGGCGAGUGAGACGGGUGAUGGGCGAGUGUUGAAUGAUUGAGUCGCGUGACUCGGAGCCGGUCGGGGUGAGUGACUCUGAGACGGUGGGGUGGUUGCUGCGGUCGCUGUCUCGCCCCGCCGUGCCGAGCAGCGGCACGCCGAGGACGAGAGUUCCAGCCGAGUGAUAUCGGAGUCAGCCGCGGCCGUGCGCUGCUUCAACAGCCUACCUAGUUCGACAUCUGGUACUGGCUCCGGUGGGGGGUCGUAAGUGUAACGGUGGCAGGACCUCUAGUGACAGUCACUCAGCUGAUGACUCUGCUCACCUAGAUGUUUCUCGGAUCAGCGAGGGCAUGGACUCAAGUGCGGCCGUCUCUGGAGGUUCAGUGAACCGCCGACAGACGGGGCUGGACAGACCUCGCUGCUGGACUGUGCGCGGGAGUCGGUGGUCCAGCUGGUGUACCUGUCUCCACCGUUGCGGAAGGAGGGUGUACACAGUAGCGGUGGAGGCGGCGCUGGAGGUUCAGUCAGCGGUGCCGACCGGGUAGCUGGGCAGGCGACUACCGAGAGAGAUGCCCGGUCCUGUCGGCCUCUCCACCGGACGGACGGCACACGGGCGGGAGAUCUACUGGACGAGUUCGGCUGAGUCCGCCCCUGCCGGUGCCACGCCACAGGGCGGCUAACCCGCGGCGGGUCUAGUGAACUGGGGAGGAGGGGGAGUGGCAGUGAGUCGCAGAGGGAAGGGGCGAUGGUGGUGACACCCUGACAUUCUAAUGUUCAACCUACUGGACGCUCAGUGCCAUUGCCAGAGCCAGAUAGUACAGGGAACGGGUCGGGCCGGCCCUGAUGUCGCCAGGGCCGGGAACCGGUUAAGAAGGGACGGGACGGUGUGUCUGGAGAGGGUUUCUCAUCUGAUCAGGUGAUGAGCUUGGGAGGUUCGGAUGUGACUCGUGUGUCCAGCCAGGUGGACAUUACAUAGAGAUUGUUAUUAGAGAUGAGUAGUUUCUUACAGAUGUUGUCUCUGCUGUGAACACGGUGAACUGUUUCACACUACGGUUUGUGAUACUGAAAGCUGUGAAAU